This is a messenger RNA of Tribolium madens (black flour beetle), 1992 nucleotides long. It is a transcript of the gene Etf-QO, whose product is annotated as electron transfer flavoprotein-ubiquinone oxidoreductase, mitochondrial. The transcript has 4 exons. Gene Ontology annotation, biological process: electron transport chain. Lineage: Eukaryota; Metazoa; Arthropoda; Insecta; Coleoptera; Tenebrionidae. Gene Ontology annotation, cellular component: mitochondrial inner membrane. Bases 105 to 1910 code for a protein of 601 amino acids. Gene Ontology annotation, molecular function: iron-sulfur cluster binding; electron-transferring-flavoprotein dehydrogenase activity. The record is from RefSeq and is a predicted model, not a curated record.
UGAUAAGCCCUCUAGCGGGGUAUUUACUAAACGUAGAUAAAAACAGCUGUUUGUCAAUCACAAAUGUUACGUCAAAGGUGUAGUAGGGCAACUAACUGGUCGACAUGGCAUUAAAUUUGUUUACAAGUAUAAAAUUUGCCAAAUCUUUGAAGCCUUUAGCACGAUGUUAUUCGGAGCAGUUUCCUAAAAUUACAACUCACUACACUGUAGUCCCACGAGAAAACGACCCACGAUGGAAGGAUGUGAAUAUGGAAAGAUUUGGGGACGAAACCGAUAUUUUAAUAAUCGGGGGAGGUCCUGCGGGCAUGUCUGCCGCCAUAAGAGCUAAACAAUUGGCUGAAAAAGAUGGAAAAGAACUCAGAGUUUGUGUUGUUGAAAAAGCUUCUCAAGUAGGAGGUCACAUUUUAUCAGGAGCUGUUAUACAACCAACAGCACUGGACGAAUUAAUACCUGAUUGGGCGGAGAAGGGGGCACCGUUGAAGACACCGGUCAAAGAAGACAAAUUUGGGAUUUUAACAGCGACUGGGAGAAUACCUGUACCAGUACUGCCAGGUACACCAAUGUACAACCAUGGAAACUACAUCGUGAGACUGGGACACGUGGUGCAAUGGCUUGGGGAACAAGCUGAAGCCAUGGGUGUUGAAAUCUAUCCAGGGUAUGCAGCGUCCGAAAUUCUCUAUCAUCCCGAUGGUAGCGUCAAAGGAGUAGCGACCAACGAUGUAGGCAUCGCCAAAGAUGGGAGCCCCAAAGACAAUUUUGAGAGAGGCAUGGAACUACAUGCCAAAUGUACCAUUUUUGCGGAAGGCUGCCAUGGCCAUCUCUCCAAACAAAUCAUCAAAAAAUUUGAUUUGAGGGCAAAUUCGGAGCCCCAAACCUACGGUAUCGGUUUAAAAGAAAUUUGGGAGAUUGACCCUGCGAAACACAGCCCUGGCCGCGUUGAGCACUCGAUUGGUUGGCCUUUAGACAAAUUCACAUACGGUGGAAGCUUCCUCUAUCAUCUCAAUGAAGACACUCCCUUGGUCGCAGUCGGCUUUGUUGUAGCUCUAGACUAUUCUAACCCGUAUUUGAGCCCUUUCAGAGAAUUCCAGAGGUUCAAACACCACCCUAGUGUCAAACACUACUUCGAAGGGGGUACACGAAUCGCUUAUGGAGCACGUGCUUUGAACGAAGGGGGCUUCCAGAGUAUUCCUAAACUGACAUUCCCUGGAGGAUGUCUCGUUGGGUGCUCGGCAGGUUUUCUCAACGUACCAAAAAUCAAAGGAACGCAUUAUGCAAUGAAAAGUGGGAUGUUGGCAGCGGAGAGCGCCUACGAAGCCAUCAAUAGUGAAAAACAAGAAACUGAAAGUUUUGAACCUAAAAGCUACCCAGACAAAGUCAAAAACAGUUUCAUUUGGAAAGAUUUAAAAAAAGUGAGAAAUGUGCGUCCCAGCUUCCAUAAUCCCUUAGGAAUGUAUGGGGGCGUGAUGUACAGCGGAUUUUCCAUAAUGGUCGGGGGGUUGGAACCGUGGACAUUCAAACAUGGCGAUCCUGAUUACAAGAGACUCAAACCGGCCAAAGACUGUCAACCUAUCGACUAUCCUAAACCCGACGGUAAAAUCAGUUUCGAUCUCCUUUCUUCCGUUGCCUUGACGGGGACCAAUCAUGAAGGUGACCAACCCCCGCAUUUAACACUUAAGGAUGACACUGUUCCUGUCAAACAAAAUUUGGGGAUUUAUGACGGUCCCGAAGGCCGGUUUUGUCCUGCUGGAGUGUACGAAUUCGUCCCACUUGAAAGUGGAGACGGUCAAAGAUUGCAAAUAAACGCCCAAAAUUGUAUACAUUGCAAAACUUGCGAUAUUAAAGACCCGAGUCAGAAUAUCAACUGGGUGGUUCCUGAAGGAGGUGGCGGUCCAGCCUACAAUGGAAUGUAAUUAAGUGCCUUUUACAGCUCAGGUUUAAGCAAAUUGCUUUUAUCUUUUUGUGUAUAUUGAUAAUAAAAUUUUUACAACACGA